AUGUUUAUAAUCGAUCUAUCAACUUCAUCCGCCGAAUCGAUUUCGCUUUUCCGAUGCCUAAUACUUAGAAAACCGGAUUUUUUGACAGCUUUUCGACACCAAACUUUAUCCAGUUCACGCUGCGACCUUAGUAAGAAAGAAAAUCAUGACUGCGACAAAAAAAGCUCCGUCCCGUGUGUUAUCCCUACCUGCAAAGAUCUAUCUAAUUUUCUACAAUGCAACACAAUUUCUGGGGUGGUCCUUCGUAUUGUACAAGAUGGUAGACUUUGUCAUCAACCAGCAUUUGGAAGAAAAAAGUCUAUGGGAACAUGUGAAAAUUCCUCUACUUAUCUUUCAGUCUGGAGCCAUUCUUGAGGUUGUGCACUGUGCUUGUGGUAUCACUCCUAGCAACACAAUCAUUACCUUUGCUCAAGUCUAUUCUCGGGUUUUCCUUAUCUGGCCUAUUCUUUAUAAAGUGCCUGAUUCAAGGGACCAAAUAGGAUUUUCUCUUUUGUUAUUGGCUUGGACUGUCACUGAAGUCCUACGUUACCUUUAUUAUGUAUUGAACAUAAUUUCCUUUGUUCCAGGAUUUCUGCUGUGGUGCAGAUAUACAUUGUUUAUAAUUCUGUAUCCUGCCGGAAUUACUGGAGAACUGCUUUGUUGCUACCGUGCACUUCCACAUUAUAGCAAAACGCAAGAAUUUUCAACUUUAUUACCAAAUGCAUGGAAUUUCACUUUUAAUUUCUAUUACUACACCAUUCUUGUCAUGUUGGCUUACAUUCCAGUGUUUCCUCAGUUGUAUACCCAUAUGUUUGUGCAACGAAAGAAGAUCCUUGGCAACAAAAAACAUGACUAAUGAAGUCUUAGAAUUAGAACAUACACUUUUACUGUUACAUGCUGAAAGAAUGCUCAUUUUUAUUGUUAUGUUAGUAAAAAGAUACACUAGUUAUUCAUG
Daphnia carinata is the source of this 934-nucleotide messenger RNA. It is a transcript of the gene Hacd1, whose product is annotated as very-long-chain (3R)-3-hydroxyacyl-CoA dehydratase 2-like. Bases 146 to 835 code for a protein of 229 amino acids. The record is from RefSeq and is a predicted model, not a curated record. Gene Ontology annotation, biological process: very long-chain fatty acid biosynthetic process; sphingolipid biosynthetic process; fatty acid elongation. Gene Ontology annotation, molecular function: 3-hydroxyacyl-CoA dehydratase activity. Gene Ontology annotation, cellular component: endoplasmic reticulum membrane. The transcript has 6 exons. NCBI's taxonomy places the organism in Eukaryota, Metazoa, Arthropoda, Branchiopoda, Diplostraca, Daphniidae.